AAAAGAAAACUCAGAGUUGAAUGUUGAGACUCAAGCAUAAACUUAAAUAUAGAAAACAUAACCUUUUAUUAAAAAUUAAAAUAAAUAUAAUUCAUCUUGUUAUUUAAUCAAUAGUAAAUAAAAAUGAAUCAAGCUGAUAUAACGAAACUUGUUUCUAAAUUACGAAUUAAAGUUCCACCGACACAUCGACGCUUAAGAAAUCCAGAAGGUCCUGAAGGAAGAUUAAAUAGGUUGCGAAAAACUGUAACAGGUUUAAUUAAAUAUGAAAGAAUCGAAUUAAACUAUAAUAGAGCUGAUGAAGCUCGCCAAUAUGCGGAAAGACUUAUAUCGGAAGCAAUAAGCCAUGGAGAUUGUCAUAAACCCACAAUGGAAAUAGCCGAUUAUUGGCUACUUGAAAAGGAACUAGUGCAUAAAUUGUUUAAAGUUUUAGUGCCUAGAUUUGAAAAUUCUAGUUCAGCUUUCACCAGAAUGUACAAAGCUCCAAAACCAGCAUAUGGAAGAGUCAUAGAAAAGACAAUUCUUGAAUUGAAAGGAAAUCCUUACCCGUCACUAACAACUAGACAACCAAAUAAUAAAUUAUUGUUGCAAAAUGUCCUGUUAGAUGCAGCGAAAUAUGAUUAUCGUCAGACAAAGUACGCUGAAAUAUCGGAAAAAAUGUCUACACCAGAAGUAUCCAAAAAGCCUGAUAGCUAAUAAAAAUAAAAAAACAUAAAUGAAAUGUUUGUUAUGUAAUCUAGUAAGUCAGUAAGAUUCAUUUUAAAUAUAGAAUUUGUAGAAUAAAA
This is a messenger RNA of Danaus plexippus (monarch butterfly), 782 nucleotides long. RefSeq names its product large ribosomal subunit protein bL17m (gene mRpL17). Gene Ontology annotation, molecular function: structural constituent of ribosome. The coding region runs from base 124 to 693 and encodes 189 amino acids. Gene Ontology annotation, cellular component: ribosome; mitochondrial large ribosomal subunit. The transcript has 2 exons. Gene Ontology annotation, biological process: translation. Lineage: Eukaryota; Metazoa; Arthropoda; Insecta; Lepidoptera; Nymphalidae. The record is from RefSeq and is a predicted model, not a curated record.